AUGGCUCACCAGCGGAACCAGUCUACGGGCGAAGGCCUGAAGACUCCGCAUUCCGUGAGCCUCAAAGUCCUACGGCUCUCCCGACCCUCGCUCGCACUCCAGUACCCGCUUCCAAACGCUGCAGCAUUGGGCAUUUCUCCCAAAGCCUCUCUCGCAUAUCCUUCUGAUAACACAGACGACAAUUUCAUAAUAAGCCCCGCCCUGAAUCUUCCGGAAGCCUUUGGAAGCGCCUACGUCGGCGAGACAUUCGCAUGUACACUAUGUGCGAACAACGAGGUGGAUCCUACCGACACGACACGAAACAUAAGUGGUGUAAGGAUACAGGGAGACAUGCAAACGCCAUCGACACCAUCUGGAACAGCACUUGAACUCAGCUCUGCAGAUGACGAAGAAGAGGGAUUGUCGCCUGGGCCAGGAGAUUCACUACAGAAGAUACUCCGCUUCGAAUUGAAAGAGGAAGGAAAUCAUGUUCUCGCGGUCACGGUCACUUACACUGAGACGAUUCUAGCAGGCGAAGGAAGAGCUAGCGGUGGAAGAGUCAGAACGUUCAGGAAAUUAUAUCAAUUCGUCGCGCAACAGCUCCUGAGCGUGCGCACGAAGGCAGGCGAGAUCAGCGUUAAAGGGGGCACGCCCAAGUUUCUAUUAGAAGCACAAUUAGAGAACAUGGGGGAGGCAGCGGUGUCCUUCGAGGCAGUCAAACUCAACCCAAAACACCCCUUCAAAUCGACAUCGCUGAAUUGGGACAUGCCAUCCCCUGGAAGCCCGCGCCCACUCAAUUUUCCGAUAUUGAAUCCACGCGACGUAGUCCAAGUUGCAUUUCUCCUUGAACAUAAACAGCAGCAACAGGACGGCGAGGAAACAGAUGACGACCAGGCGCCAACAGCGGGAAAAUUACCACCGGGAGACGGUAGGACGGUCCUAGGCCAACUCGCGAUUCAGUGGCGUAGCGCGCUGGGGGAUCGAGGGUCUUUGAGCACGGGGUGGCUCACAAGCAGGCGUUAA
Molecule: messenger RNA, 1002 nt
Organism: Aaosphaeria arxii CBS 175.79
Lineage: Eukaryota; Fungi; Ascomycota; Dothideomycetes; Pleosporales
Exons: 3
Coding region: 1-1002 (333 amino acids)
Cellular component (GO): TRAPPIII protein complex
Source: RefSeq, a predicted model, not a curated record